This is a messenger RNA of Colletotrichum karsti, 5808 nucleotides long. Its product is annotated as AMP-binding enzyme. The transcript has 2 exons. Gene Ontology annotation, biological process: secondary metabolite biosynthetic process; amino acid activation for nonribosomal peptide biosynthetic process. Gene Ontology annotation, cellular component: cytoplasm. Gene Ontology annotation, molecular function: phosphopantetheine binding; catalytic activity. Lineage: Eukaryota; Fungi; Ascomycota; Sordariomycetes; Glomerellales; Glomerellaceae. The coding region runs from base 1 to 5808 and encodes 1935 amino acids. The record is from RefSeq and is a predicted model, not a curated record.
AUGCAUUUGCGGGACGGCGAAGGUGGCGGAACCGCCUACCAAGAGACUGACCGCGCAGAUGGCUCGAACGGCCUGACCAACGGCACCGUCGACCCGUCCUCGACGAGAACCAUUGCCGUUGCGCCCCGCGAUGGCGCCGAGAGCGGCGUCGCCGCCUACAGACUUGAGUUGCUGCUCGCAUGGCUCCUCGUGCUGUACCGCAACAAUGACGACGGCCUGAGCCGUGUAAACUGGGGCUUCAGAACGCGAGACGGCCAGCAACCGUUGGAGAACAGCUUAAACCUGAGUGAAGUUCCUUUCAGCAAGGACAACUCGAUAGCCGAGGCUCUCCAGAUCAUCAAGAACCUCGAUGCCAACGAAAUCGGUGAUGCGCAAACGGUCCCGGUGAUAUACUUCAACAAUGGAACACCCGCGCAAGGUGGCGCUGAGAAGACGCCUUCCAAGCGCUCUCAUGACUGGACGUACCAAGUCGAAGCGACCGUUCUUGAGCAGCAGAUGGUGAUCAAGGCCCAAUGGGACCGGGCGGCCGUGACCUACCGUACUGCCGUUUCCCAACUCGACGCCUUUGUCGAGAUCUUCUCCAACAUCCUCGAAAAGCCCGAUCGCCUCAUUGGAGACACAGUCGGGCCUACCGCCAAAGACCUCGAGCAGAUUUGGACCUGGAACGCGGAGCUUCCACCGAACAUCCAACGAUGCAUGCAAGAUAUCAUCUCAGAAGUGGCCGCCAAUGGCCCUGACAGGCCAGCGAUUGAGUCAUGGGACGGAAACUUUACCUACGGCGAGGUUGAACAGCUCUCUACCCGCCUCGCGCGUCAUUUGGUGCACCGCGGGGUGACGGUCGGCUCGACUGUUCCCAUGUGCUUUGAGAAGUCAAGGUGGACGACUGUGGCUCUUCUGGCCGUCAUGAAGGCUGGUGCCGCCUUUGCGCUCACCGACCCUAGCCAGCCUGAGGCCCGUCUACGGACCAUCGUUGAGCAGACUGGAGCCACGAUCAUCGUCACAUCCCAGUUGCAGAGCGAACUCGGUCGUCGCAUUGCGCCCGAGGGAACCGUCAUCAUUGUCUCUGAGGAGGUUAUCAGCUCAGACUCCCUCGAGCUCGCCCCUGAGCUGCCUGUUGUCCCGCCUUCCUCCCCCCUCUAUAUCCAGUUCACCUCCGGCAGCACGGGUAAGCCCAAGGGCGUCGUGAUCUCCCACGAGAACUUCACCAGCGGCGCCAUUCCUCGUGGCGACGCUGUCGGCUACCGCGCGCACACGCGCUGCUUCGAUUUCGCUUCGUAUGCUUUCGACGUCAGUAUCGACUGCAUGCUCUGUACGUACGCCGCAGGCGGCUGCCUCUGCAUUCCCUCCGACGAGGACCGCAUGAACGACCUCAGCGGCGCCAUCCGUAACAGCAAGUGCAACAUGGCUCACAUGACUCCCUCUGUCGCCCGCGUUCUGGACGCGGAUGUAAUUCCCUCCCUCGAGGUCCUCGGUCUCGGAGGUGAGGCCGUUUCUGCCGGCGAUGCUUCGACGUGGAGCAAGACCACCAGCGUCAUCAUUGCCUACGGCCCUUCGGAGUGCACUGUUGGUUGCACCAUCAACAACAACGUCAAGGUUUCCACCAACAUCGGAAAGGGUGUCGGUGGCCUCUGCUGGAUUACCGACCCCGAUGACCACGACCGCCUGAUGCCAGUUGGUGCUGUUGGUGAACUCCUCGUCGAAGGUCCCGUUGUUGGUCCUGGGUAUCUCGGUGACAAGGCCAAGACUGACGAGGUCUUCAUCAAUGAUCCCGCCUGGCUCCUCGCGGGUGGCGGACCUGCUCGCGGCAGACAUGGCCGUCUCUACAAGACCGGCGACCUUGUCCGCUACGACCCUGAUGGCACCGGAGCCAUCGCUUUCGUCGGACGCAAGGACCAGCAGGUCAAGCUCCGAGGCCAGAGAAUCGAGCUUGCUGAGGUUGAGCACCACCUCAGGGGCAAGAUGCCCUCCGGUGUCAAGAUCGUUGCCGAAGUUAUCAAGCCCGGCGGUACCGAGCCUACCCUGGUUGCGUUCGUCGUUGAGCAGCAGCCCGUUGACUCUCCUGAUGCCGAGGGUGACGUGACCACCUUCUCCCCUGAGUUCAGCCAGGCUAUCGCCGAAAUUGACAUCGCUCUUGGAGCCGAGAUCCCCCGCUACAUGGUUCCCUCCGCAUACAUUCCUCUCCGCAAGAUGCCGUCUCUUGUUUCCGGCAAGAUCGACCGCAAGAAGCUGCGUGAGCUUGGUGGCUCCAUGACCCGAGAGCAGGUUGCCCGCCUCCGCGUCGCUCCUACUGAGAAGAGCGAGCCCGAGACCGAGAUGGAGAAGGGACUGCAGCAAGUCUGGGCCAAGGUUCUCGGUGGUGACGCCACCAUUGGCCUGCAUGAUAGCUUCUUCGCCCUUGGUGGUGACUCUCUCAGAGCGAUGAAGCUGGUGGCAGCCGCCAGAGAGGAGGGCAUUGCUCUUAGCGUUGCAAUCAUUUUCAACUUCCCUACGCUCAAGGAGAUGGCCCAGAACGCGACCAAGGUCUCCAAGGACGAUGAUGUCGCCAUCGCUCCCUUCUCCCUCCUUGAAGAGGGUUGGACCCCUGAGGAAGCCCGCGCCGAGUCUGCCAAGCUUUGCGGCAUCGAGGAGUCCUCGAUCGAGGAUAUCUACCCCUGCACGCCUCUUCAAGAGGGUUUGAUGGCUCUUUCUGCCAAGGUCAAGACGGCAUACACUGCCCAAAGAGUCGUCGACCUUCCCGACGCGGAGACAGCAGACAAGCUUCGCAAGGCCUUCGACGUCGCAGCCGCGGAUUGCCCCAUCUUGCGCACCAGAAUCGUCCAAGUGCCCGGACGCGGUCUUGCUCAGGUGGUCAUCAAGGAGGACAUCCCCUGGUUCAUCGGCGAUGACUUGCAGAGCUACCUCGUUAAGGAUCGUGAAGAGGACACUGAUCUCGGCAAGCCCCUUGUCAGAUAUGCUCUCAUCACUGACAAGGACACUGGCAAGGUGCACUUCAUCCUGACGAUGCACCACGCUCUCUACGAUGGUUGGUCCAUGCCUCUUGUCGUCGAGAAGGUCAACAAGGCCUUCGACGGCGAGAGAAUCCAGCGACCUGCGGGAUUCAACGCCUUCAUCAAGUAUCUCAAUGGCAUGGACCGAGCUGCCGCCGAGACAUACUGGCGCGAUCAGCUCCAGGGAGCUACGGGUACUCAGUUCCCUGCUCUGCCGUACCCUGGCUACCAAACCCAAGCCGACUCUCUGCUCGAGGUCUACGUACCCCUGACCGGCCGCCCAGCUUCCAACGUCACCGUCGCAACUGUCAUUCGCAGUGCGUGGGCGUACGUUGCUUCUCAUUACACUGGAUCCUCUGAUGUUGUCUUUGGUGAGACGCUCACCGGUCGCAACGCCCCUAUCAGGGGUGCCGAGGAGAUCGAAGGACCAAUGAUCACUACCGUUCCUUUCCGCGUCCAACUCAACGGCGAGACCACCGUCACCGACUUCCUCCACGACAUUCAAGACCAGACCGUUCAGCAAAUUCCUUACGAGCACACUGGUCUCCAGCACAUCCGCCGUCUCAGCCCUGAUGCCCUCGAGGCUUGCGAGCUCCGCACCGGCAUCGUCCUUCACCCCAGUGCCGACGACAUCGACAUGGAGGAGUUCAACAAGUACCCCGCCAACCGUCUCGUACCUGCCGGUGACGCGGAAGCCGCUCAGGAAGCUCUCAAGUUCAACACCUACGCCCUCAUGUUGGUCUGCUCCACGGACCCUAAGGGCUUCCUGGUGAUGGCCAGCUUCGACUCCAAGACCGUCGGCAAGCCCCUGAUGGAGAAGGCCCUCGCUCAGUUCUCUCAGGUUGCGCAGCAGAUGUCCAAGCUCACCGAUGCCCCUCUGGCUGAUGUCAAGUACCUCACGGAGGAGGACCAGGCCGAGGUUGCUCGCCUGAGCAUUGAAAGCUUGAAGGCUGUUCAGGCCGAGUACCCCGAAGCCGAGGCCGCUUGGAUUGUCAACACCAGCGACUCUGGACUUCUUGCACCUCCGGGCGUCGUUGGUGAGCUGGUGGUUGCUAGCAAGACCGAGCUGGCGUUCCCCACGCUCGACAAGGCGUCCUGGGCGGAACCUACGGAGGGCACCAAGCUCUACAAGACGGAUCGCCUCGCCAAGUUUAACCCCGACGGAUCUAUACACUUCGCCGGCAAGAAGAGUGAAUUGGCUCAUAAGGCUCCCGCUGCUCCCAAGGCCCCGACCAAGCGCAUUUCUGCCACCUCCUCCAAGCAGAGACGUCUCCGAAGCCUCUGGAGCCGCGUCCUCAAGCUCCCCGAGACCGACAUCGGUCUCAACGACAGCUUUUUCAGACUUGGAGGUGACUCCAUCGGCGCCAUGAAGCUCGUCUCCGAGGCUCGCCUGGCCGGCCUCACCCUGACUGUCAACCAAGUCUUCUCCAAGAGAACGCUCUAUGACAUGUCCUCCGUCCUUCAGGACUCAGAACCCACACAAAGCUCCGACGAGACGACGAAGGCCAGCGUACCUUUCGAAUUGCUGGAAAACCCUACUCCCGAUGUCACUGAAAGCCUGCGCCCCUUGUUGGCGGACCCGACAUGGAAGAUUGUCGACGCCUUCCCUGCCAGACCUCUCCAAGAGGUCGCUGUCAAGGGAACCAUCGAGAUUCCCAGAUUCUCCGCGCGUUACGAGGCCAUGUACUUUGAGACCGACGUCGACCGCCCUCGUCUGUUCCAGAGCUGCCAAGAACUGGUCUCCCGCAACGAGGUCCUUCGGUCGGUGUUCGUCCAGCACAACGGCACCUGCGUGAGUGUCGUUCUCGAGGACGUCAAGACUCCCGUGGAGGUUUACGAGAUCGACGGAGACGUCGAGGCCUUCACCCACCAGCUCUGCGAACUUGAUGUCCAGACCCGCAUGCCUCUUGGCUCGGUCUUCGUUAAGUGGUUCUUCGUCCACAGUGUCAACGGCCAAUCUGCCCUGAUCUUCCGCGUCUCGCACGCACAAUACGACGAGAUCUGUCUGCCGCUGAUGCUCCACCAGCUCUCUGCCCUGCACGAGGGCAAGCCCGUGCCCAAGGCUCUCCCCUUCUCCUCCUUCGUCAGCCACGUCGUCAAGUCCAACAUUCCCCAGAGCGUCGACUACUGGAAAGAGCUCCUCCAGGGCUCUUCCGUCUCCGUCCUCAAGCCCGACACCCCGAUCACGGAGAGACAACACUACGCCAUCGACCGCACCUUCGACAUCUCUUCCCGCUCAAAGGACGUCACCAUCGCCACCCUUCCUACGGCGGCCUGGGCCCUCACCCUUGCCCGCCUCCUCAAGACCAAGGACGUCACCUUCGGCGAGGUCGUCAGCGGCCGCAACAUCGACUUCCCCAACGCCGACAUGGUCGUCGGCCCCUGCUGGCAGUACGUGCCCGUCCGCGUCAAGUUCGAGGACGACUGGACGGUUCUCGACCUCCUCAACCUCGUGCAGGAGCAGCAUAUCUCCAGCUCCGCGCACGAGGGCAUCGGCCUCAAGGAGAUCGCCAAGCUGUGCACCGACUGGCCCGCGUCCGUGGACUGGUUCGACACCGUCGUGCACCAGGACGUCGAGCACGUCGAGACGCUCGGCUUCUCGUCGGCCAGCAGCAGGAUGGAGACCAUCUACCCCCACCAGGAGCCCCUGCGCGAGUGGAAGAUCCAGGCGUUCCCCCAGGGAGAUAAGUUGACCAUCGAGAUUGUCACGUUCGAGUCGUGGAAGGGACAUGCCAAGGAGCUGUUGGACAAGAUUGAGAAGACGUUCGAGGUGCUCAUGGGUAACCCCGGUGCCCCGUUGGCUCCGUUGUUUGAGCAGUAG